Messenger RNA from Klebsormidium nitens, 741 nucleotides. NCBI's taxonomy places the organism in Eukaryota, Viridiplantae, Streptophyta, Klebsormidiophyceae, Klebsormidiales, Klebsormidiaceae. The record is from the annotation of a GenBank genome assembly.
UGCUAAGAGGCCAUCGAACACGCAGCUAAGACCUUUCAUUGUGACAUCGAAGUCACUGAAUGAACAAGAGACUCCCCCUCUUCUCCUAGGCUUCCCAGGAAUCCCCCGGUAUAAUGAUUACCGAGGAGAGUCAACACCAAGAACUAGCCUGCCAACAUUGACGGGGGAACUCUCGGGGAUUUCCGGCAGCCCCGGCCGCUACCGUGCAACUUCUGCGAGCUUCCCACUGCAUGCAUAGGCUGCCGACCAUCCCCCACUAGCUAGAGCCAGCAGCCCCGUAGUAUAAAUGGCAGCAUUUUAGCGUAGGUUGCUCAUUCUCAAUUUUGCCAAGACACAUUCUCUUCUGCAGCCUUUGAAAGCUUUUCUGUGCAAAGACCCAGUACUGCAACCAUGAAGAACAGCAUCCUCCUAGUGUCAGCCGUGCUGGCGGUCAAUCUGAUGCUGUGUGAAGCUGGCUGCUACAACUCUGGGCAGUGGGGAAAGUUGUGGGACAUGACCACAGCAGUGGACAAGUUCAACGAGCAUUAUCACGGGCAUGCCAUCUGUGGCGCGCAAUCAUUGCAGUGGGUGGUGGAUGCCGGGUGGAACGUUCAGUCUCAACGGUUUUACUGGAAAGAUCGACCCCAACGCGGGUUGAAGACCCCUCAGAUUGGCAGCCGCUACAAGCUUCAGCGGGUGGCAUAUGCGGCAAAGCCACGGGGCGGGGCCAAAGUGAGAUGGUCGAAAGCCAACGGUGUGUGA